GCUAUAAAACUUAAACGAGUUUCUGCCACUGGGGUUCAGUGGGGCGAGUUUUAAGUGUUUGUUUUAAAGACCUGGAAGCUCAGUAAGGCAGCGGAGAACUACAGAAAAACAUUUAAGAAAGUUCGAACUUCAGCGGGUGACGAGCAGAGAUGGGACACGGAGGAGGAGGACGAGAUCAAUAUGACCUGGCAGCAACGUCAGAGCAAAGUGGGAAGAAAAAGAACAAGAACAGGAAAGAUAUGGAUGAGCUGAAAAAGGAAGUGGAUUUGGAUGAUCACAAGCUGAGCUUAGAUGAGCUUCAUCGUAAAUAUGGCACAGAUUUGAGCAAGGGCCUUACAACCACACGUGCACAAGAAAUUCUUGCCCGUGAUGGCCCCAAUGCCCUCACUCCUCCACCUACCACACCGGAGUGGGUGAAAUUCUGUAAGCAGAUGUUUGGAGGCUUCUCCAUGCUGCUGUGGACUGGCGCUCUUCUCUGCUUCCUUGCUUAUGGUAUCCUAGUUGCAAUGGAAGAUGAACCAGUCAAUGACAAUCUGUAUUUGGGAGUUGUGCUUUCAGCUGUUGUCAUCGUCACUGGUUGCUUCUCAUACUACCAAGAGGCCAAGAGCUCGAAAAUCAUGGACUCCUUCAAGAACCUGGUGCCCCAGCAAGCUUUGGUUAUCCGUGACGGUGAGAAAAGUAUGAUUAAUGCUGAGGAUGUGGUUCUGGGUGAUCUGGUGGAGGUAAAAGGUGGAGACAGGAUACCAGCCGACCUGCGUAUCAUUUCUGCACAUGGUUGUAAGGUGGACAACUCAUCUCUUACCGGAGAGUCAGAACCUCAGACUCGUUCUCCAGAUUUCUCCAACGAUAACCCUCUAGAGACCAGGAAUAUUGCUUUCUUCUCUACCAACUGUGUGGAAGGCACUGCGCGUGGUAUUGUCAUCAGCACUGGCGACCAUACUGUCAUGGGUCGAAUUGCCACACUUGCUUCUGGUCUUGAGGUGGGCAGGACGCCCAUCUCUAUCGAAAUUGAGCACUUCAUCCACAUCAUAACAGGCGUGGCUGUCAUUCUUGGACUUUCCUUCUUCAUUCUCUCUCUUAUCUUGGGCUACAGCUGGCUUGAAGCAGUCAUUUUCCUUAUUGGAAUCAUUGUUGCUAAUGUGCCUGAAGGUCUUCUUGCCACUGUUACUGUGUGUCUCACAUUGACAGCAAAACGCAUGGCAAAGAAGAACUGCCUGGUGAAGAACCUUGAGGCUGUGGAAACCCUGGGCUCCACAUCGACCAUCUGCUCAGACAAGACAGGAACCUUGACCCAGAACCGCAUGACUGUUGCCCACAUGUGGUUUGACAACCAGAUCCAUGAAGCUGACACCACAGAAAACCAGAGCGGAGCCAGCUUUGAUCGAAGCUCACUCACCUGGACCUCCCUGGCACGCAUUGCUGGGCUUUGCAAUAGGGCUGUUUUCUUAGCAGAGCAAACUGAUGUUCCUAUUUUAAAGAGAGAUGUUGCUGGAGAUGCCUCAGAGUCUGCCCUCCUGAAGUGUAUUGAACUUUGUUGUGGAUCUGUGAAAGAGAUGAGGGACAGACAUAAAAAAAUGGCAGAAAUCCCCUUCAACUCAACUAAUAAAUACCAGCUCUCAGUACACAAGAACCCAGAUUCUGCAUCGGAUUCCAAAUACUUGCUUGUAAUGAAAGGAGCACCAGAGAGAAUUCUGGACCGCUGCAGCACCAUAAUGAUACAAGGAAAAGAUCAGCCUCUGGAUGACGACAUGAGAGAAGCUUUUCAGAAUGCGUACCUGGAGCUGGGAGGGCUUGGAGAGAGAGUACUGGGAUUUUGCCACUUGUACUUGCCUGAGGAACAGUUUCCAGAGGGCUUCCAGUUUGAUACAGAUCAUGAGAACUUUCCUACCGAGAAUCUAUGCUUUGUUGGUCUCAUGUCCAUGAUUGAUCCCCCACGAGCAGCAGUACCAGAUGCUGUAGGAAAAUGCAGGAGUGCUGGUAUUAAGGUUAUAAUGGUCACUGGUGACCAUCCAAUCACUGCUAAGGCUAUUGCCAAAGGUGUUGGGAUUAUCUCUGAGGGCAAUGAGACUAUCGAGGAUAUUGCUGCACGCUUGAACAUUCCUAUCAAUGAAGUCAAUCCAAGAGAUGCUAAAGCAUGUGUGGUCCAUGGUGGAGAUCUUAAAGACCUUAGUUCUGAACAACUAGAUGACAUCCUAAAAUAUCACACAGAGAUUGUGUUUGCUAGAACCUCACCCCAGCAGAAACUGAUCAUUGUUGAAGGGUGUCAGCGCCAGGGAGCCAUUGUGGCUGUUACAGGUGAUGGUGUGAAUGAUUCUCCUGCACUGAAGAAAGCUGAUAUUGGCGUUGCUAUGGGCAUUGCUGGCUCGGAUGUAUCCAAGCAGGCUGCUGACAUGAUACUUCUUGAUGACAACUUUGCAUCAAUUGUGACUGGAGUAGAAGAAGGCCGGCUGAUCUUUGACAACCUGAAGAAGUCCAUUGCAUACACUUUGACCAGUAACAUCCCUGAGAUCACACCUUUUCUGUUCUUCAUCAUUGCUAAUAUCCCUCUGCCACUGGGAACUGUCACCAUUCUAUGUAUUGACCUUGGAACAGACAUGGUCCCAGCUAUUUCCCUGGCAUAUGAAGCUGCUGAGAGUGAUAUCAUGAAGAGACAGCCCAGAAACCCCAAAACAGACAAACUAGUAAAUGAAAGACUCAUUAGUAUUGCAUAUGGCCAAAUAGGUAUGAUACAGGCGCUAGCUGGCUUCUUCACAUAUUUUGUCAUCUUGGCUGAAAAUGGGUUCCUGCCAUCAAGUCUACUUGGAAUUCGUGUGUAUUGGGAUGACAGAUACAUGAAUGAUCUUGAGGACAGCUAUGGGCAGCAGUGGACAUAUGAACAGAGAAAGAUUGUGGAGUUCACCUGCCACACUGCCUUCUUCACCAGCAUCGUGAUUGUGCAGUGGGCUGAUUUGAUCAUCUGCAAGACCAGGAGGAACUCUGUCUUCCAGCAAGGAAUGAAGAAUAAAAUCCUCAUAUUCGGAUUGUUUGAGGAAACUGCUCUUGCUGCCUUCUUGUCUUACUGCCCAGGGAUGGAUGUGGCUCUGAGAAUGUAUCCACUCAAACCCAACUGGUGGUUCUGCGCUUUCCCAUACUCUCUCCUCAUCUUUAUCUAUGAUGAAAUCAGAAAGCUCAUCCUCCGGCGCUAUCCUGGAGGCUGGGUGGAGAGAGAGACGUACUAUUAGAACAUCAUAUCAACAGAAUUUGAGUCUUUUUGUUUAGCUGUCUGAUAGUUUUGCUGCUCUGGAUUUUAACCUAUUUACAUUUAAAUAUGUUUUGUAACCAAUUUUAUAAACAUUUUAAAUGUGUAAUAUGAAUAAACAAUUAAUGUAGACCCAUUUC
Ictalurus furcatus (blue catfish) is the source of this 3378-nucleotide messenger RNA. It is a transcript of the gene atp1a1b, whose product is annotated as ATPase Na+/K+ transporting subunit alpha 1b. The transcript is spliced from 22 exons. Gene Ontology annotation, molecular function: P-type sodium:potassium-exchanging transporter activity; ATP binding; ATP hydrolysis activity. Gene Ontology annotation, cellular component: membrane. The record is from RefSeq and is a predicted model, not a curated record. Bases 150 to 3221 code for a protein of 1023 amino acids. Gene Ontology annotation, biological process: proton transmembrane transport; intracellular potassium ion homeostasis; potassium ion import across plasma membrane. NCBI's taxonomy places the organism in Eukaryota, Metazoa, Chordata, Actinopteri, Siluriformes, Ictaluridae.